AUGUUAUGGGGCCCCACGCUCCUGCUGCUGCUGCUGCUGCUGCUGCUGCUGCAGCAGCAGCAGCAGCAGAAACUGCUGACGGCCUCAGCUGCGUCUCCUGCUCCAGCAAAAGAGACACGCCAGAGGGGCCCCUUCGUUUCAAUACUGCUGCUGUGCAUAAGUUCUCUCCUCACCACAGCAGCAGCAGCAGCAGCAGCAGCAGCAGCAGCAGUAGCAGCAGCAGCAGUAGCAGGAACAGGAGCAACAGCAACAGCAGCAGCAGCAGCAGCAGCAGCAACGUACUCGUUCCUCAUCGCGGUGUUUCCUUCUCUUCUGUUGGCCUUGCAGCCCCAGAAGCAGCAGAAGCAGAUGAACCGUUUGCUGCAGCAGCAGCAGCAGCUGCUGCUGCUGCUGCUGCUGCAGCAGCAGCAGCAGGGGGACCGCAAAGCAGCAGAGCAUGCAUGCAGCAGCUGCAGCAUCCAGCUGGUGAUGAUAGUUUGCCUUGCUGCUGCAGCAGCAGCAGCUGCAGCAGCAGCAACAGCAGGAGCAGAAGCAGGAACAACAGCUGCAGCAGCAGCAGCAGCAGCAGCAGCAGCAGCAGCAGCAGCAGCAGCAAACACGCUCUCGGGCGUAUACGGAGAAGCCCCUGGGGGUCUUUAUAUAUUAAUACAGCAGAUGAGGCGAGGGACAGCAGCAGCAGCAGCAGCAGCAGCAGCAGCAGCAACAGCAGCAGCAGCAGCAGCAGCAGCAGCAAGAAUAACAAGAGCUGCAGCAGCAACAGCAGCAGCAACUGCCCCCUCAUCAGCCCCCCCGUGUCUCCUCCUGCUUCAGAGGGGCCCCCAACAGCAGCAGCAGCAGCAGCAGCAGCAGCAGCAGCAGCAGCAGCGCAGCAGCUGUCUCCUCUACCCAGACCUAUCAGCAGCAGCUCGCUAG
Molecule: messenger RNA, 912 nt
Organism: Eimeria mitis
Lineage: Eukaryota; Apicomplexa; Conoidasida; Eucoccidiorida; Eimeriidae
Exons: 2
Coding region: 1-912 (303 amino acids)
Source: RefSeq, a predicted model, not a curated record